CGCGGCUUCGGGGUGGCGGCAGGCGGGGAGUCGGAAUGUCUGCGUUUUGGGGCCCCUCGCGCUGUUCGGGGUUCGUCCCGGCGCAGGGAGCGCGCAGCCCUUGGAAGCCUGGAGGCCUGCGGGCCGAGGCUUUCUUGUCGGGCGCACGCGGAGGUUUCUUAGGGAGCCUUAGUCGUCUGCCCCCCUCGGAGCCAGGAGCAAGGAUGAAGUGGUGACGGUGACAUGGCUGUGCCCCAGGCUUUCCCACCGGGGCCCCUUCAUGAGCCUGCAGGUACCCUGGUGGAGCCCCAGCUCUGCCCUCGAAGCUUGGCUGAGGGCUUCCUGGAGGAGGAACUUCGGCUCAAUGCUGAGCUGAGCCAGCUGCAGUUUUCUGAGCCUGUGGGCAUUGUCUACAAUCCUGUGGACUAUGCGUGGGAGCCUCAUCGCAGCUACGUGACCCGCUACUGCCAGGGCCCCAAGCAAGUGCUCUUCCUGGGCAUGAACCCGGGGCCCUUUGGCAUGGCCCAGACUGGGGUACCCUUUGGGGAAGUGAGUGUAGUCCGGGACUGGUUGGGAAUUGGGGGCUCUGUGUUGAGCCCUCCUCAAGAACACCCUAAGCGACCAGUGCUGGGGCUGGAGUGCCCACAGUCAGAGGUGAGUGGUGCCCGGUUCUGGGGCUUUUUCCGGAACCUCUGUGGACAGCCCGAGGUUUUCUUCCGCCACUGUUUUGUCCACAAUCUGUGUCCUCUGCUCUUCCUGGCUCCCAGUGGGCGCAACCUCACCCCCGCCGAUUUGCCUGCCAAGCAGCGAGAACAGCUUCUUGGGCUCUGUGACGCGGCCCUCAGCCGGCAGGUGCAGCUGCUGGGGGUGCGGCUGGUAGUGGGCGUGGGGCGGCUGGCGGAGCAGCGGGCACGGCGAGCUCUGGCUGGCCUGAUGCCCGAGGUCCAGGUGGAGGGGCUCCUGCACCCCUCUCCUCGGAGCCCACAGGCUAACAAGGGCUGGGAGCCACUGGCCAAGGAGAGACUGAAUGAGCUGGGGCUACUACCGCUGCUAACAAAAUGAGCGCCCCUGGCAGAGGGAAACAUUCAAGGCCCCCAGGUCCUUCUUGGGCCAGCAGAUGACUACACGCCUCCUGGACCGGAGCAGGAAGAUCCUCCUUGGCCGUCUGGUUGCUGGGACCUGCCACGGCAGUUUUGACACUCUUCCGGCUGGCUCUCCUGAUUCCUGCCUUCUUCCCCUUCCUUUGAGCACUGCCUUUUUGGAACCUAACUCCACAGAGAGGCAACACCUGCCAACUGCUUACUUCACUGUUUCUUUGAGAGCCUGUGUUCAGCUGAGUGACCUCCAAGGUCUUAUUUGCUAUCUCAGAGAAAAGAUCCUGCCAGGAUGCGCACCCAUUCUCAUGGAGGAGUGUCCUUCAGCUGACCCCUCUCCUCACAGGGACCAGGACAAAGCAUGGGGCAUGGGUAUUAAGAAUGAACUUACGGAAGACUGAGGCUGGACCAGAGAGAGGAAGAAUUCAGCGUGGCAGCGUGGGGAAGGCUCGAAGACCUGUUGAGACUUGUGAACUUGACUUUGGGCAUGUUGAUUAACCUCUUCAAGCCUUGGGGUCCUCAUCUGUAGCGUGGGGAUCCCUACCUCAUGGGGUUGGUGUGGGGAUUGACUGAGAUAACACUUAAAGUGCCUUGUGUGGUACCUGGCACUAGAUGCUCAUUACACCUCUUUUUUUUCUUGGGGAGUCACUGCACUACAAGGGAAGCCCCUCCACUUGAAGGCCGUGGGGAGAAGUCUCAGCCUCCACCUGUGGCCUGGGUGAGGGCAGACUUGCCCUGCCAGAGAUGGACCAAUGACUUUAUGAAAAACCCAGCCUGUGAUUUUUCAGUCUAAGCAUUAAAAGCUCCUAAAUCUU
Messenger RNA from Myotis myotis, 1888 nucleotides. RefSeq names its product single-strand-selective monofunctional uracil-DNA glycosylase 1 (gene SMUG1). The transcript has 3 exons. Gene Ontology annotation, biological process: base-excision repair. Lineage: Eukaryota; Metazoa; Chordata; Mammalia; Chiroptera; Vespertilionidae. Gene Ontology annotation, molecular function: single-strand selective uracil DNA N-glycosylase activity; oxidized pyrimidine nucleobase lesion DNA N-glycosylase activity. The record is from RefSeq and is a predicted model, not a curated record. The coding region runs from base 223 to 1041 and encodes 272 amino acids.